AUCACCUCUGCUGUUCGUAAAAGCUCGCAGACUCAACCUCUUUGUAUGACCUCAGCCGAAGCCUCAAAAAUGGUGGCAAAAGCCAUCUCUUCUUCUCUGCUUUUGCUUAUCAUCUUCUCCUCCUUUUCGCUAGCCGCAUCCCAAACGACACCAGAGGAUGGAGAAAGGCAAAUUCUCCUCCAAAUCAAGGAGGGCUGGGGGAACCCCUCAGUUCUCGGCUCUUGGAACGACUCCACCGCCAUCAGCCACUGCAAAUGGACCGGAAUCGAAUGCUCCGCUGAUGGCUCUGUGACCAACAUCUCACUUGUCAACGAAAACAUCACCCAACCCAUCCCCGCCGCCAUAUGCAAGCUGAAAAAUCUCUCCAUCCUCGACCUCAGUUACAACGACAUCCCCGGCACCUUUCCCACAUCCCUCUACAACUGCUCUAACCUCCUGCACCUUGACCUCUCCCACAACUACUUCGUAGGCGUGAUCCCCUCCGAUAUCUACCGUCUCUCACCCCGUCUCACUCACCUCAUCCUCUCAGCCAAUAACUUCACUGGAGACAUUCCGCCCUCCAUCAGCCGGCUCUCGGCUAUCGAACAUCUCACUCUCGAUAACAACCUCUUCGAUGCGUCCAUCCCAGCCGAGCUCGGCAACCUCUCAAACCUCCAGACCCUCUGGCUUGCAUAUAAUCCCUUUUCUCCGGCAACGAUCCCUUCAACUUUCAGCAAUUUGACUCAGCUGAGCUUCCUGUGGAUGACCCAGACUAAUGUGAAGGGCGAGAUCCCUGAAUUCAUAGGAGAGUUGACGGAGAUGUUCCAACUGGACCUAGCGUGGAACUCCCUCGAUGGAAGCAUACCCAACGGAACCUGGAAUCUAAAGAAGUUGCGGAUCCUUUAUUUAUAUGCAAACAACCUAACUGGAGCGAUCAACAUCGACGGACCAAUUGGCGCCUUGGGGCUGGAA
This is a messenger RNA of Elaeis guineensis (African oil palm), 951 nucleotides long. The record is from RefSeq and is a predicted model, not a curated record. Lineage: Eukaryota; Viridiplantae; Streptophyta; Magnoliopsida; Arecales; Arecaceae.